AAUGGACCUUUCAUUCACACCCACCAACGCCACUCUUUAUCCUCUUUUAACGAAACGACAACGGCCACUAAGAAGAAGAAGAAGAAGCUUAUCUCAUUCACUUUCUCCUCUCUCUGUUUUUUUCUUUCUCUUUUCUCUUUGAAUGAUACUCUCACAUGGCGCUAACUUUAACUUCCUCCUCUCUCGCAUUGGAACACACUCUCUCUUGCCUCCAUAAAUGCUCAACUGAAGUUGAACUCAAGCAAGUCCAUGCUCGGAUGCUCAAAUCCGGCUUCUUCCGCGACCCUUACGCAAUCACAAAGUUUCUUUCUACCUGCCUUUCCUCCAGCUUCUCCUCUUAUGCUCAGGACGUUUUUCUCAACGGCUUAGAUCGUCCAGAUACUUUCUUGUGGAACCUAAUGAUCAGAGGACUCUCUUCCUCUGACCAACCGGAAUCUUCUCUUCUCCUCUACCACCGCAUGCUCUCCUCUUCCGCUACUCACAACCCCUACACCUUCCCCUUUCUCCUCAAAGCUUGUUCCAACCUCUCUGCUUUUCACGAAACCACUCAAAUCCACGCACACCUCACCAAACUCGGUUACGGGAAUAACAUAUACUCACUCAACUCUCUCAUCAACUCAUACGCUGUCACCGGGCACAUCAACCACGCUCGCCUCCUCUUCGACCGAAUCCAAGAACCCGAUCUCGUCUCCUGGAACUCUCUCAUCAAAGGCUACGCAAAAGCUGGAGAAAUGGACACUGCUUUAACCUUAUUCAGAAACAUGCCGCUGCCGCCGGAGGCGGGAAAGAAGAGUAAUAACGCUAUCUCAUGGACUACCAUCAUCUCCGGGUACGUUCAAGCGGGAAUGAACAAGGAAGCUCUUCAGCUAUUCCACGAAAUGCAGAGUUCCAACGUUCCCCCUGAUAAAGUCUCUCUAGCCAGCGCUCUCUCGGCUUGCGCCCAGCUCGGGGCGCUCGACCAAGGGAAAUGGAUCCACUCCUACGCUGACAAACAAAGAAUCAGCAUCGACUCCGUCUUGGCCUGCGUUCUUAUAGAUAUGUACGCAAAGUGCGGCGACAUGGAGGAAGCUCUUAGAGUUUUCAAGAACGUUUCCAAGAAGGAGACGAGAUCAGUGCAGGUGUGGACGGCUUUGAUAUCAGGCUACGCGUGCCACGGCCUCGGCGGAGAAGUGAUCCGCAAGUUCGAGGAGAUGCAGGAGAAGGGAGUGAGACCAAACGCGGUGACUUUCACCGCGUUGCUCACUGCCUGCAGCUACACGGGACUAGUUGAGCAAGGGAAGUCGGUUUUCUACUCCAUGGAGAGAGAUUACAAGGUGAAACCGACGGUGGAGCAUUACGGCUGCAUGGUUGAUUUACUCGGUCGAGCUGGACUGCUCGACCAAGCAAACCGUUUCGUGAGGGAAAUGCCUAUGAAGCCAAACGCUGUGGUAUGGGGUUCGCUGCUCAAAGCCUGCCAGAUUCACGGGAACGUUGAGAUGGGAGAGAGGAUUGGAGAGAUGUUGAUAGGGAUGGAUCCUGAUCACGGCGGGAGAUAUGUUCAUAUGGCGAAGAUUCACGCCAUGGGGGGGAAGUGGGACAAGGCAGCUGAAACGAGAAGACUGAUGAAGGAACAGGGAGUUGCAAAAGUCCCUGGUUGCAGUACGAUUACCUUGGAAGGGACAACGCACGAGUUCACAGCGGGAGACAGAUCACACGAGGAGAUCGAGAGAAUUCGAACUAAAUGGAGAAGCGUGAGAAGGAAACUCGAGGAGAACGGGUACGUACCGGAGUUGGAAGAUAUGCUGCUUGUUGAUCUAGCUGAUGAUGACGAGGAGAGAGAGGCUAUUGUGCAUCAGCACAGCGAGAAACUGGCUGUUACCUACGGGCUAAUGAAGACUAAACCGGGAACAACGAUACGUAUAAUGAAGAAUCUGAGAGUAUGCAAAGACUGUCACAAAGUGAUGAAACUCAUCUCUAAGAUGUACAAGAGAGAUAUCGUGAUGAGAGAUAGGACGAGGUUCCACUGUGUCAGAGAUGGCAAAUGCACUUGUGGGGACUACUGGUGAAUACAAACUUUUUAUUGCUUAUGGAAAUGGGAUACAUCCAACAAUAAUAUAACAAAAAAAAAAAGUUAGAAGUACAAAUUGUUGUUGUUGUUUUCAACUGAUGCUGAGAAGUUGUGUUGCUGUCCAAGACUGUCCCGGCUCGAGCUUGACAUCCCCAAGCUGAGGGUUAAGAAAUGACAAGCGAGAGUUGUAAAAAAUUUUGAGUCUAUAUAUAAGUUUUGUAAAGAGUGAAAGGCUUACUGAUGAUAUACCUUUGCAUUUUCAACGCAGACAAAGUCUCUGUAACAAGC
Raphanus sativus (radish) is the source of this 2335-nucleotide messenger RNA. RefSeq names its product pentatricopeptide repeat-containing protein At5g66520. The coding region runs from base 156 to 2045 and encodes 629 amino acids. The record is from RefSeq and is a predicted model, not a curated record. Gene Ontology annotation, molecular function: protein binding; zinc ion binding; RNA binding. The transcript has a single exon. Gene Ontology annotation, biological process: RNA modification. NCBI's taxonomy places the organism in Eukaryota, Viridiplantae, Streptophyta, Magnoliopsida, Brassicales, Brassicaceae.